UCCUAAUGCACCUUACUCAGCCUUGAGAUGCUUUGGUUCGCCAGUUCGUCUCGCCACCACACUCCACGCACGGCAAUCCGGGGUGAGCAACCACAGAUCAGUGCCACCAGAGCAAACCAUGGCGACGCAGCGACGGCUAGCCGUGCGAACAAGUCUUGUCAUACAACCACAUCUCCUCAGAUGGCCGGCACCGGAAAGAUACGGCACAUGCCACCCAUGUUCUGAGCCGCCCAGACGGUGCGGUGAGAAGGCAGGACAAAUGACCUCACUUGACUGGCCGCAUCAUUGAGCCGUCAACAAGAGCUAGCCAUCUAGCGCUGCCUAUCCGCUAGUUCUGGUGCUUUUUUGCCUAUCACCUAUCUAUCCUGAUUCCCGGAUUUCUCAGACGACCAACAUCCAUCCCCACAGGCUCCGAAGUAAGCCACGGCCUGGUCGACUGGUGCCAUUUGCCAGCAGCAGCCCCACUGCGGAAGCGAGGCGAUCAUGGAUCUGGGCCCAUCAACCCAUGACAGCCCAUUGACCAUGGUGUGGGGAAGGGAUCUCGUCUUGGGUCCUUGGGCCAGUGCCAGGAGUGCCCGCCAGCCCGCUCAUGUUUCCUAAUAAAGGGUCACCCGGCUCGUGGUCCUUAUGCCUGGGUGGUCCCAGGCGGGUCCAGUCAAGCCAGUCCCGGCCGCCGUUGUGUCUGUUGUCUGCUGCUUACCUACAGUGCGGUAUCGCCAUUGCUCAUGGCCCAUCCGUCUUGCGCGCCGCUCUCGUACAUUUGCAUUGCAUUGCAUUACCCUGGGUGCAUGUGGAUCUUCGCACCACUGCUCCGAUAUCUCUCCUUAGCUCCCACAUGUGCGCCGUUGCGGGCUGCGGCUUAUCCCUCCCAAUGUGUCAUAUCAUGGUCACCACCGCCUCCUCCGCCCUACACGACUCAUUCCCGUGCUCCCAUAACAUGUCGUGACCUCCGCCGCUUCACCAAGGCCGUUUGUCUGUCAGCCCUACUGGCUGUGUUAGAGACUGCCUUGCCCUUGUUAGUCGUUCCGUUGGUUUGCCCACCACAUCGUGCUUGCUGGCUUGGACUACGGCUCUGGCGCCCUUUAUUAGCACGUAUACCACCCCGUUAUUGAUUGUCACACUACUACCCAGGUCCUUGUUAGUGGCGAACGUCCCUCGGCGGAAUUGGCCUGGGCACCCGGUUUUGUUAAAAAUUGCCAUCCCCAGGUUUUUACAUCUUUCUGGCUUCCCGUCAUUCACACAUUAUAUACUUCCACGGCGGAGACCCAAGACUCAGAAGGGCAGGCAAAAUGGCCGGCAGCAAGCCCAUCCCAACCGGCAAUGACAGCAGUCGGUCGAACCCACCGUCUCAUGCCCAUGCCCAUGAUUUUGCAUCGUCCUUGGCAGCCUCCUUCCAGGCUGGCUCGCCUAUCGCUCAAGAGGCGCUAAGGCGGGAUCUUGAGGAAGACUCCGAAUGUGAGGCCGAUCUCACCUCGACCUUCGGCGAUGACCUUUCAGAUGAGGAGUCUCAUGGACCUGCCAUGUAUCGUAGGCCGAGCGCAGUCGCGUAUGGUACUACCCGGCCAGCCUUGGGGCCCAGAGGAGCAUCGACCGUGCUCACGCACGAGGAAUGGGAACAGUCCAGGAAUGCAGAGCUCAGCCUUUUGAGGGAUAAUCACAUCCUCCCACCGAAGCAUCCAGUGCCUGAGAAGGAGAGUCUCCCGCGCCGGAUCUACAAAAAGCUAUUCUCGACCAAGGUACCCCUCACAGACGACGACGACGAGGAUGCACCUCUGUCGCGCGUUGUGUCCGAGACGGCGCCUUUGCUGGCCCAGAUCAGCAGGAACGGAGAGGUCCCUCCGGCGGCGGAUGGGCUUCUGAAUGAGCAGUGGGAGGCUGCCGUGGCCUCAGGCAAGCUCAAGACGACAUGGCAGAGAGAAGCCAAGACGAUCGCAACCUACUCGAGAUCCUUGAUCAUCACAUUCCUCCUCCAGUACUCUAUCAAUGUCGCCAGCAUCUUCGCAGUCGGCCGUAUUGGCACGAUCGAGCUCGGUGCUAUCAGUUUGGCAACGAUGACAGCCAACAUCACCUGCUCAGCUCCCUUCCAGGGGUUGGCCACCAGCUUGGACACGCUUUGCGCUCAAGCCUACGGCUCCGGCCACAAGCACCUCGUAGGGCUGCAAAUCCAGCGGAUGAUCAGCUUCCUGAUGCUCCUCUUCCUGCCGCUCAUCGUCCUGUGGAUGUAUUCCACGGAGCUGCUGGCCAUGAUGAUCCCAGAGUACCGCUCAGCAGAACUCGCUGGCAUGUACCUGAAGAUCUAUCUCCUUGGUGUUCCCGCUUUUAUCGUAUUUGAGGGAGGGAAACGUUUUGUGCAGGCUCAGGGUCUCUUCCACGCGACCACAUACGUCCUGCUAAUCGCGGCACCACUGAACGCCUUCUUCAACUGGUUUUUUGUCUGGCAUCUUGGCCUGGGAUUUGUCGGGGCACCGAUCUCGGUUGCCAUCACUCAGAACCUGCUGCCAAUGCUACUCUUCCUAUACGUCUACUUUGUGGACGGGAUGCAAUGCUGGGGAGGGUUCAGCAAGCGCGCACUGACUAACUGGGGCCCGAUGAUACGCCUCUCAAUCCCCGGGAUGAUCAUGGUCGAAGCAGAGUGGUUUGCCUUUGAGAUCCUGACACUCGCAACCGGCCAAUUCGGCUCGACCUACCUAGCUGCACAAUCGAUCCUCAUCACGAUCACGUCCACCACAUUCCAGAUCCCCUUCCCAAUCGCCAUCGCAUCAUCGACACGUGUGGCCAACCUGAUCGGCGCCGGCCUGGUCGACGCCUCAAAGACGUGCGCAAAGGUCGCCUUCUGGGCCGGGUGCCUCGUCGGCGUCCUCAACGUGACCAUCCUCUCGACCCUGCGGUACCAGCUGCCCCUGCUCUUCACCUCGGACAGCGACGUGAUCGACCUCGUGGCCAAGACGAUGCCCAUCUGCGCCGUGAUGCAGUUCUUCGACUGCCUCGCCGCCAUCUCGCACGGCCUGCUGCGCGGCACGGGCAAGCAGGAGUUUGGCGGCUACGCCAACCUCGUCUCGUACUACGUCGUCGCGCUGCCGCUGGCCUUCGGCACCGCGUUCGGGCUCGGCUGGAAGCUCCUGGGCCUGUGGUUCGGCGUCACGCUGGGGCUGGCCCUCGUCAGCGUCGUCGAGCUGUGGUACCUCGCGCGGUCCGACUGGGAGCAGUCGGCUAAGGAGGCUGAGCAUAGGAACGCGAAUGCGUGA
Messenger RNA from Diaporthe batatas, 3245 nucleotides. RefSeq lists its product as uncharacterized. The transcript has 3 exons. Gene Ontology annotation, molecular function: xenobiotic transmembrane transporter activity; antiporter activity. The record is from RefSeq and is a predicted model, not a curated record. NCBI's taxonomy places the organism in Eukaryota, Fungi, Ascomycota, Sordariomycetes, Diaporthales, Diaporthaceae. Bases 1290 to 3245 code for a protein of 651 amino acids. Gene Ontology annotation, cellular component: membrane. Gene Ontology annotation, biological process: xenobiotic detoxification by transmembrane export across the plasma membrane.